GCGGUGUUUCCCGCGCAGGCUACUCCAGUUCCCGGCGUACGGCGCGGCCAUUCGUACCGCCGCCGGCGCCGCCGCCGUCAUGGGUUNGAGAUUGAGAACUUUAAGUCGUACAAGGGUAGACAGAUUAUCGGACCAUUUCAGAGGUUCACCGCCAUCAUUGGACCCAAUGGCUCUGGUAAGUCAAAUCUCAUGGAUGCCAUCAGCUUUGUAUUGGGCGAAAAAACCAGCAACCUGCGAGUAAAGACUCUAAGGGAUCUGAUCCAUGGAGCUCCUGUGGGCAAGCCAGCUGCCAACCGGGCCUUUGUCAGCAUGGUCUACUCUGAGGAGGGUGCUGAGGACCGCACCUUUGCCCGUGUUAUUGUUGGGGGUUCCUCUGAGUACAAGAUCAACAACAAAGUGGUCCAGCUACAUGAAUACAGUGAGGAAUUAGAGAAGUUGGGCAUUCUCAUCAAAGCUCGUAACUUCCUCGUCUUCCAGGGUGCUGUGGAAUCUAUUGCCAUGAAGAACCCCAAAGAGAGGACAGCUCUAUUUGAAGAGAUCAGUCGCUCUGGAGAGCUGGCCCAGGAGUAUGAUAAGCGAAAGAAGGAGAUGGUGAAAGCCGAAGAGGACACACAGUUUAAUUACCAUCGUAAGAAAAACAUCGCAGCUGAGCGUAAGGAGGCCAAACAAGAGAAAGAAGAGGCUGACCGCUAUCAGCGUCUGAAGGAUGAGGUGGUGCGAGCUCAGGUACAGCUGCAGCUCUUUAAGCUUUAUCAUAAUGAAGUGGAAAUUGAGAAACUCAAUAAGGAACUGGCUUCUAAGAACAAGGAGAUUGAGAAGGACAAGAAGCGUAUGGACAAGGUAGAGGAUGAGCUGAAGGAGAAGAAGAAGGAGCUGGGCAAGAUGAUGCGGGAGCAGCAGCAGAUUGAGAAGGAGAUCAAGGAAAAGGAUUCAGAAUUGAACCAGAAGCGGCCUCAGUACAUCAAAGCCAAGGAGAAUACCUCCCACAAAAUCAAGAAACUGGAAGCAGCGAAGAAGUCCCUACAGAAUGCUCAGAAGCAUUACAAGAAACGUAAAGGCGACAUGGAUGAGCUAGAAAAGGAGAUGCUCUCAGUGGAGAAAGCCCGGCAGGAGUUUGAGGAACGGAUGGAAGAGGAGAGUCAGAGUCAGGGCAGAGACUUGACCCUGGAGGAGAAUCAGGUGAAGAAAUACCACCGGUUGAAAGAAGAAGCCAGCAAGAGAGCAGCUACCCUGGCCCAGGAGCUGGAGAAGUUCAAUCGUGACCAGAAAGCUGACCAGGACCGGCUGGAUCUGGAAGAGCGGAAGAAAGUAGAGACAGAGGCCAAGAUCAAGCAAAAGCUGCGGGAGAUUGAAGAGAAUCAGAAGCGGAUUGAGAAACUGGAGGAGUACAUCACGACUAGCAAGCAGUCUCUAGAGGAGCAGAAGAAGCUAGAGGGGGAGCUGACAGAGGAGGUGGAGAUGGCUAAGCGGCGUAUUGAUGAGAUCAAUAAGGAGCUGAAUCAGGUGAUGGAGCAGCUGGGGGAUGCCCGCAUUGACCGCCAGGAAAGCAGUCGCCAACAGCGAAAGGCAGAGAUUAUGGAAAGCAUCAAACGCCUGUAUCCUGGCUCUGUGUAUGGCCGCCUCAUUGACCUCUGCCAGCCCACACAAAAGAAGUAUCAGAUCGCUGUGACCAAGGUUUUGGGCAAGAAUAUGGAUGCCAUUAUCGUGGACUCGGAGAAGACAGGCCGAGACUGUAUUCAGUAUAUCAAGGAGCAGCGUGGGGAGCCUGAGACAUUCUUGCCUCUUGAUUACCUGGAGGUGAAACCAACAGAUGAAAAACUCCGGGAGCUGAAGGGGGCCAAGCUGGUGAUUGAUGUCAUUCGCUAUGAGCCACCUCACAUCAAAAAGGCCCUGCAGUAUGCUUGUGGCAAUGCCCUUGUCUGUGACAAUGUGGAGGAUGCCCGCCGCAUUGCUUUUGGAGGCCACCAGCGCCACAAGACAGUGGCACUGGAUGGGACCCUGUUCCAGAAGUCAGGAGUGAUCUCUGGUGGGGCCAGUGACCUGAAGGCCAAAGCACGGCGCUGGGAUGAGAAAGCGGUAGACAAGUUGAAAGAGAAGAAGGAGCGGUUGACAGAGGAGCUAAAAGAGCAGAUGAAGGCAAAGCGGAAAGAAGCAGAGCUACGUCAGGUGCAGUCUCAGGCCCACGGACUGCAGAUGCGGCUCAAGUACUCACAGAGUGACCUAGAACAGACCAAGACACGACAUCUAGCCCUGAAUCUACAGGAAAAGUCCAAGCUGGAGAGUGAGCUAGCCAACUUUGGGCCUCGCAUCAAUGAUAUCAAGAGGAUCAUCCAGAGCCGAGAGAGGGAAAUGAAAGACUUGAAGGAAAAGAUGAACCAGGUAGAGGAUGAGGUAUUUGAAGAGUUUUGUCGGGAGAUUGGUGUGCGUAACAUUCGGGAGUUUGAGGAAGAGAAGGUGAAGAGGCAGAAUGAAAUCGCCAAGAAGCGUUUGGAGUUUGAGAAUCAGAAGACUCGCUUGGGCAUCCAAUUGGAUUUUGAAAAGAACCAACUGAAGGAGGACCAGGAUAAAGUGCACAUGUGGGAGCAAACGGUGAAAAAGGAUGAAAAUGAGAUAGAAAAGCUCAAGAAGGAGGAGCAAAGACACAUGAAGAUCAUAGAUGAGACCAUGGCCCAGCUACAAGAUCUAAAGAAUCAGCACUUGGCCAAGAAGUCGGAGGUGAAUGACAAGAAUCAUGAGAUGGAGGAGAUUCGUAAGAAACUGGGGGGCGCCAACAAGGAAAUGACCCAUUUACAGAAGGAGGUGACAGCCAUUGAAACCAAGCUUGAACAGAAGCGCAGUGACCGCCACAACCUGCUACAGGCCUGCAAGAUGCAGGACAUCAAGUUGCCACUGUCUAAGGGCACCAUGGAUGAUAUUAGUCAGGAAGAGGGUAGCUCCCAGGGAGAGGAUUCAGUGAGUGGUUCUCAGCGAACUUCCAGUAUCUAUGCACGAGAGGCCCUCAUCGAGAUCGACUAUGGUGACCUGUGUGAGGAUCUGAAGGAUGCCCAGGCUGAGGAGGAGAUAAAGCAGGAGAUGAACACACUGCAGCAGAAGCUAAAUGAGCAGCAGAGUGUGCUGCAGCGUAUUGCCGCCCCCAACAUGAAGGCCAUGGAAAAGCUGGAAAGUGUCCGAGACAAGUUUCAGGAGACCUCGGAUGAGUUUGAGGCGGCCCGAAAGCGAGCCAAGAAGGCCAAGCAGGCAUUUGAACAGAUCAAGAAGGAGCGCUUUGACCGCUUCAAUGCUUGUUUUGAAUCCGUGGCCACCAAUAUUGAUGAAAUCUACAAGGCCCUCUCCCGUAACAGCAGUGCCCAGGCAUUCUUGGGCCCUGAAAACCCCGAGGAACCCUAUUUGGAUGGCAUCAACUACAAUUGCGUGGCCCCUGGCAAACGCUUCCGGCCUAUGGACAACUUGUCAGGGGGCGAGAAAACAGUGGCAGCUCUGGCCCUGCUCUUUGCCAUUCAUAGCUACAAGCCAGCCCCCUUCUUCGUCCUGGAUGAGAUUGAUGCUGCCCUGGAUAACACCAAUAUUGGCAAGGUGGCCAAUUACAUCAAAGAGCAGUCAACUUGCAACUUCCAGGCCAUCGUCAUCUCUCUCAAGGAGGAGUUCUACACCAAGGCUGAGAGCCUCAUUGGAGUCUACCCUGAGCAAGGGGACUGUGUGAUCAGCAAAGUCCUGACCUUUGACCUCACCAAGUACCCAGAUGCCAACCCCAAUCCCAAUGAGCAGUAGCAGUUCUGCCCUGUCGCCCUAUCUGGAUCUCUAAGCUGCCCGUCUGCCAAUCUCUGGAUAUUUGGCUCCCAACCUUCCCCUCCCUCCUUUCCCUGUUUGAUAUAGUCGUGGAAUUUAGGCACUGCUGUCGAGCACAGAGGAACAGAGGUGAUGCUAGGUCUGGAGCAAAAGUUCCUAAACUACAGGGAGCAUCCUGGCCUCUGGAAGGAGGUGCUGAGCUGAACAGGGCCAUUUGUCCAUCCCCCCUUAUCCUCUCCCAAACCUCUCCUUCCAUCACCCAUAAUCAUGGGUCUAUGGGCCCCCUUGCAUUUUGCUUGUGUGUGUCCAUAUGUGUGCAUGUGUGUGUCCGUAUGUGUGCAUGUGGGUGUGUUUGCAAAAUACUGAAGAUAUUGGAGACUCAUUUUAGAAGGAAACUAGGUUGCCCCUGGCUGGUAUCGCUAAGUGGUUAGAGCGUCUACCUGUGCACUGGAGGGUCGCAGGUUUGAUUCCCGGUCAAGGGUAAAUACCUGGGU
Miniopterus natalensis is the source of this 4280-nucleotide messenger RNA. RefSeq names its product structural maintenance of chromosomes 1A (gene SMC1A). The record is from RefSeq and is a predicted model, not a curated record. Gene Ontology annotation, biological process: sister chromatid cohesion. Gene Ontology annotation, cellular component: chromosome; nucleus; meiotic cohesin complex. Lineage: Eukaryota; Metazoa; Chordata; Mammalia; Chiroptera; Miniopteridae. Gene Ontology annotation, molecular function: ATP binding; ATP hydrolysis activity; DNA binding.